Pelobates cultripes (western spadefoot toad) is the source of this 176-nucleotide messenger RNA. The record is from the annotation of a GenBank genome assembly. Lineage: Eukaryota; Metazoa; Chordata; Amphibia; Anura; Pelobatidae.
AUGGAAGAAUCACAGGCCCCAUCGGAUUUGCAAGCCAUGAUUGCUGCAGCGGAAGCUGCUUCUAUGGAGGUCUUCUCCAAAAUGUUCCCAACGCAACAUGAUGCUGCCAAACCCACGUCUGAAAGGACCCAUUAUGGGGCAGACUCUGAGGACUCAGACUCCUCCAUGGAACAGUC